CUCACCUGUCCGCCACCUGUCUCCAUGGUUACAACGGGUGUUUUAACCGACGUAGGCUGCUUGGAGAAUGGGCGCUCUGCGCAUGCGCCGCAGCCGGUUCCCUGCUCUUUUCUGCGCUCUUUCUAACGGGUAAGUUCAACGUCGCAAAUGCUCAGCGUCUAUGAGCAAACGAGGCGUCGUUUCAGCGCCAGAAUGGACCUGGGACGGAGACGCGCAGCGUGUUAGCGAACUGCGCCAAAGGGACACGAGCGCAGCGGGUUGCCAAGGUAGUGAGGACGCGCGCGCAGCGCAGACGAGCACAGAGCGGACGGAGCGACGGAUAUUAAUGCUGCAGAGUGACAGCUCCUCAAUGCCCAAUGGACAAGUAUGAAAAGUUGGCCAAAAUUGGAGAGGGCUCCUACGGCGUGGUGUUCAAGUGCAGACACAGAGACAGCGGGCAGAUCGUGGCCAUCAAGAAGUUCGUGGAGUCCGAAGACGACCCGGUCAUCAAGAAGAUUGCACUGAGAGAAAUACGGAUGCUGAAGCAACUGAAGCACGUGAACCUGGUGAACCUGCUGGAGGUGUUCAGGAGGAAAAGACGGCUGCACCUGGUGUUUGAGUUCUGCGAGCAGACGGUGCUCAACGAGCUGGACAAACACCCUCGAGGGGUUCCAGAGGCACAGCUGAAAAGCAUAGUGUGGCAGACGCUGCAGGCCGUCAACUUCUGCCACAAGCAUAACUGCAUUCACCGUGACGUGAAGCCGGAGAACAUCCUCCUCACCAAGAGCGGCGUCAUCAAGCUCUGCGACUUCGGCUUUGCCCGCAUUCUGACUGGUCCCGAGGAUGACUACACGGACUACGUGGCAACCCGCUGGUACCGGGCCCCGGAGCUGUUGGUGGGGGACACUCAGUACGGGCCUCCUGUGGACGUGUGGGCUCUGGGCUGUGUCUUUGUCGAGCUGCUCCACGGGAAUCCGCUGUGGCCCGGGAAGUCUGACGUCGACCAGCUCUACCUCAUCCGAAAAACACUCGGCGACCUGAUCCCUCGUCACCAGCAGGCGUUCCGCUCCAACGUCUUCUUUAGUGGAGUCAGUAUUCCUGAGCCUGACACAAUGGAGCCCUUGGAAAAGCGCUUCUAUGGGGCGUCCCCUCAUGCCCUUCAGCUUAUGAAGUCGUGCUUGGUGAUGGACCCCUCUCUCCGCUUGUCCUGUGAAGAGCUGCUGGAGCUGCCAUACUUCCAGGAGGACGGAGGAGCCAACUGGGGCCGUGACAGCGAGCGUCUGGGAAGACGACACGACAAGGGCUCCAGACGCAGACAGCCAGGAGCUCAGUACCUGCCGCAGUUACCAAAUAGCAACAUCUCACCAGCACCGGAUGUGAAGAAACUGGUAAAGCAUAAAUAUCACCUGCCCAACAUCUGAGAAAGCAGCAGGUUUGUGGCUGACCUGAAAAUGUGAACUUGUGCUUUGUUUUGUUUUGUGCUAUAAUUUCAAUACAGACCAGUAUGAAGUCAUGUGUUCUUGGUGUUAGAGUGAAGAAGAGUAUUUUAUUUCUGUGAUCACAUAUUAUUACUUACACAACAGCAACAGUUACAUGAUAAACAAACAGCAGCCUAUUACUAAGAGACAUGUACACGUAGUCGCUGCUUAAAACCUUCUUGAACAGUAUAGAGCAAAAGUCAGUGUGCCAUCACCACUGGGACAAAAUGGUUUUCUGGUUUUCUGGCACAGCCAACUGAUCCUACCUUAGCUGCAUGUAUAAAAUAUGCAAUAGAUGAAGACAAUUAAUAAAAUACAAUUUUAAUAGUA
This is a messenger RNA of Betta splendens (Siamese fighting fish), 1787 nucleotides long. Its product is annotated as cyclin-dependent kinase-like 1. Gene Ontology annotation, biological process: protein phosphorylation. The record is from RefSeq and is a predicted model, not a curated record. The transcript has 10 exons. Lineage: Eukaryota; Metazoa; Chordata; Actinopteri; Anabantiformes; Osphronemidae. Gene Ontology annotation, molecular function: cyclin-dependent protein serine/threonine kinase activity; ATP binding. The coding region runs from base 357 to 1400 and encodes 347 amino acids. Gene Ontology annotation, cellular component: nucleus.